This is a messenger RNA of Rhopilema esculentum, 1710 nucleotides long. Its product is annotated as protein phosphatase 1B. NCBI's taxonomy places the organism in Eukaryota, Metazoa, Cnidaria, Scyphozoa, Rhizostomeae, Rhizostomatidae. Gene Ontology annotation, biological process: protein dephosphorylation. Gene Ontology annotation, molecular function: magnesium ion binding; manganese ion binding; protein serine/threonine phosphatase activity. The record is from RefSeq and is a predicted model, not a curated record.
ACGUAAUUUAGUUUCAUUGAAGAACAUGGCGAGAUAGUUUGGAAAGUGCGAGCUUCCCUUCAAUUGUACAAUUUUCUCGUAUCAUGAUAUCUGUUUAGCUAUCCUUCAAUAAUAAUAAGCUAAUAAGAUGGGCCUGUUUUUAGACAAGCCGAAAAAGGAGAAGACCACAGAGUCUGGAGAGGGAAAUGGCCUACGUUUUGCUGUUUCUGCAAUGCAGGGAUGGAGAGUUGACAUGGAGGACUCUCACUCGAUGAAGACAAACUUGGCGCCAAAUCUUCAAGGUUCAUCUUACUUCGCAGUUUUUGAUGGUCAUGCUGGAGACUUCGUUAGUAAGUAUGCUGCUGAGCAUCUUUGGGAAGAAAUACUCAACAAUUUAGUAAACUUGGAGGUUAAACGAAGUGACAGUGGAAACAGCGAGAUUCGCGAGGAAAGUGAUGUCAACGCUGGGAAAUCAAACGUAAAGUCUACCGCAUCGACAAAACCAGAGAAUGGGAGCAGUAAAACACAUGAUACAAACGAAGCAGAAGAAACUGGAUCAGAUAGCAUUAAUAAAACUAUAGAGAAAGAAGAAUCAACUGAAUCUGAGGAGAAAGUUAGGAACAAUGGUAGCGAUUGCUUAAGUAAAGAUUUGAUUCACUUUAAAGCUAGUAUACGUAAAGGUUUUCUAGAUAUAGAUGAAAAACUGCAGGAACUCCCUCGAUUUGUAUCUGGAGAUGAAAGAAGUGGGUCAACGGCAAUCGCAGUUAUUGUCACUAAUACCCACAUAUUGUUUGCUAAUUGCGGCGACUCGAGAGCUGUUCUUAGUAGGAGUGGAGGGAUUGUAGCAUUUGCAACACUAGAUCACAAACCGUACAACGUUGACGAAAAAACAAGAAUCGAAAGAGCAGGAGGGAGUGUUAUUAUACAGAGGGUCAAUGGGUCAUUAGCGGUUUCCCGAGCAUUAGGUGAUUUUGAUUACAAACGUGUACCGAAUUUGCCCUGCACCGAGCAGCUUGUAUCUGCAGAGCCUGAGCUUACCUGCAUCGAAAGAAGCCCCGAUGACGAAUUUCUCGUUCUGGCAUGCGAUGGAAUAUGGGAUGUGAUGUCAAACCAAGAGGUUGUCGACUAUGUCAGAUAUCGCCUGAAAAUCCACCAGAAUCUUACUCAAAUGACAGGAGAACUUCUUGAAACAUGUCUUGCCAAGGGAAGCAAAGACAACAUGAGUGUAAUCAUCGUAACAUUUCCAGGAGCACCUGAGGUUUCCCAAGAAGCAGUUGAGGCUGAUGCAAAAAUAGACAGCUUAUUGAAAGAAAAGAUUGAAGGAUACAUAAAGAAGUCUUCUGAUCCAAAGGAGAUUGACACUUCAGUUAUAGUUGAUUUUUUGCAAGAUCAAGAGCUGUCAGACCUUCCACCUGGUGGAGGGCUUCAUGCAAAGAUGGAUACAAUUGAAAGUAUCCUUGAUGAGCUGAUCCCAGACAGAACAAGGGACGAGGCGUCGCAUCUUGGCAGCUCGAUUCCAGUUCCGUUGAAUAUGAUACGGCAAUUUGCUACAGACGGUGUUAUAGACGAUGAUGCAAUGCCCUCGGGUGAGGCUGACGAAUAAGUGUUGACUUUAAAGAAACAGUAAAAUUAUUGCUUUGAUUAAAACGUUUAUAGGCGUCUUCAAUUGAUAUUUGGAUCUUUAUUUUCGAUUUAAUAUACUUGCAGUACACCGAUUUCAGUUCUUUUAAA